AACUAGGCCUUCGCCUUCCCUCGCCAACUCCCCUUCCCACUCAUAGGAAAUUACAGAAUGGCCGGCGGCGCUGUUAUUACCGCAAACGAAAGUGGUUUUGCCCACCUCGUUGAUCCUACACGAAAGUGGUACAAUAACAAAAGACUCAUUAUCCUUAACGCUUGGAUCUUCCUUCUCCUCAUAACGUCCUCCACCAAUGGCUAUGACGGAAGUAUGAUGAACGGUCUUCAAUCCCUAGACCAAUGGAAGAACGACUUCAACCACCCAGGCGCAAGUAUGCUUGGUCUUCUCAACGCGAUCCAGAACAUUGGAUCCUUAGCAGCAUACCCCUUCACACCCUACGUUUCAGAUGGCUUGGGUCGUCGUCGGGCCAUUUUCCUUGGUGCAUGUCUCAUGGUUGUGGCGACUGCGAUACAGACGGCAUCUCAAUCGGUCAGGAUGUUCAUUGGUGCGAGAUUCCUGAUUGGGUUCGGAUUGACCUUUGCCGCCAACGCCGCACCUAUGCUGGUUACCGAAUUAUCUUAUCCUGUAUACCGUGCCCCCCUUACUUCCACAUACAACUCGCUUUGGUAUUCGGGUGCAAUCGUCGCCGCCUGGACAACUUUCGGUACUUUCAAAAUUCCCUCCUCUUGGUCUUGGAGACUCCCCUCCCUGCUCCAAGGCGUCCCCGCCGCCCUCCAAGUCGCCCUCGUCCUCUUCGCUCCCGAAUCACCUCGUUGGCUGGUUGCUAAAGGAAGAGAAACAGAAGCUCUUAAAACUCUGGCUUACUAUCACGCUGACUCGAACGAAGACGACCCCCUCGUUCGGUAUGAAUUCGAGGAAAUCAAAGCCGCUAUCGAAUUCGAUAGGACGGUGGCUUCGAACGUGGGGUGGAAAUCCUUGUUUACGACGAAGGGCAACUUGAAGCGUCUGAGGAUCAUCGUCGCUAUCGCCUUCUUCUCUCAGUGGUCCGGUAACGGACUGCCUUCCUAUUACCUCAACAAGAUUCUCGACCAAAUCGGUAUCAAGGACGCCACAGUCCAACUCCUCAUCAACGGUAUCCUCUCCAUCUGGAAUCUCUUCUGGGCGUUAUUGGCGAGUUCUAUGGUCGAUAGGGCAGGAAGAAGACUGUUGUUCUUGACGUCUGCGAUAGGUAUGCUAGUCUUCUGGACCGCACAGACGAUAUCCUACGCGGAAUUUGCCAAGCACGGGAAACCGGAAAGUGCCCAUGCUUUGAUUGCCUGCAUGUUUAUCUUCUAUGCGUUUUACGACCUCGCAUUCACUCCUCUCAUCGUCUCCUACACCGUCGAAAUUCUCCCCUAUCAACUCCGUGCAAAAGGUUUCACCAUCUUCAACUUCACUAUCUCCCUCGCCCUCAUUUUCAAUCAAUACGUCAACCCCGUUGCACUCGAUAACAUUACCUGGCGAUACUACAUCGUCUACGUAUGCUGGAUCGCGUUCGAAGUCGUGUACUUGUAUUUCUUCGUUGUUGAGACCAAGGGAUUGACGCUUGAAGAGACCGCGGCGUUGUUCGAUGGAGAGGAUACAGCGAGGCAGCUGUUUGCGGCUGGGAGGCAUGCGGUACAGGAUGACAAGGGUAGCAUUGAGAAGAGUACCGACGGUGAUGUGCUUACCAAGGUUUGAUUCCCCCCCCCCCCC
Messenger RNA from Marasmius oreades (fairy-ring Marasmius), 1638 nucleotides. RefSeq lists its product as uncharacterized. The record is from RefSeq and is a predicted model, not a curated record. Lineage: Eukaryota; Fungi; Basidiomycota; Agaricomycetes; Agaricales; Marasmiaceae. Gene Ontology annotation, biological process: transmembrane transport; carbohydrate transport. Bases 58 to 1623 code for a protein of 521 amino acids. Gene Ontology annotation, cellular component: membrane. Gene Ontology annotation, molecular function: carbohydrate:proton symporter activity. The transcript has 4 exons.